Messenger RNA from Nelumbo nucifera (sacred lotus), 2535 nucleotides. Its product is annotated as acyl-coenzyme A oxidase 3, peroxisomal-like. Gene Ontology annotation, cellular component: peroxisome. NCBI's taxonomy places the organism in Eukaryota, Viridiplantae, Streptophyta, Magnoliopsida, Proteales, Nelumbonaceae. Gene Ontology annotation, biological process: fatty acid beta-oxidation using acyl-CoA oxidase; lipid homeostasis. The record is from RefSeq and is a predicted model, not a curated record. Gene Ontology annotation, molecular function: fatty acid binding; acyl-CoA oxidase activity; FAD binding.
AAAAAAGGAAAAAAAAAUUGCUUUCGUUUACCAACUUCCCUGCGAACUGUCCUUCAAGGCUCCUCGCUCUCUCCCUCUUUCUCCUCUUCCCUGCUAACAAUCUUUGUUACCGAUCAGAACAUCUGUGUAAUAAUAAGUCACCUACUAGAACCGUAACUCUCGAGCUCGAGCUUUUCUCUAUCAAUGGCGUCGUCUUCGUCAUCCAUGGAUCGAGUCUCGUGGCGGGCUCAAGUUCUAACUAGACACCUUCAACAACCUUCGAGCUCACAUUCUUCCGUUGCUCCUGUUCUCGAGUCAUCUGUUUGUCUACAAUACGCUCCCCCCGAGCUAUCAGAGAAGUUCGAUUUUGACGUUAGAGAGAUGCGACAAUUGAUGGACGGCCAUAACAUCGAAGACCGGGACUGGUUGUUCGGACUAAUGAUUCAAAGCAAGCUAUUUUGCCCUAGAAAUUCCGGUGGAAAGGUUUUCGUUUCGCCGGAUUAUAACCAGUCGAUGGAACAGCAGAGGGAGAUGACUAUGAAAAGAAUUGCUUAUCUUUUGGAUCGAGGAGUUUUCGAGGGCUGGUUGACGGAAAAAGGAGCUGAAGCAGAGCUGCGGAAGUUCGCUUUCUUUGAGGUCAUCGGUAUUUUUGAUCACUCACUCGCUGUUAAGCUUGGUGUGCAUUUUUUCCUCUGGGGUGGUGCUAUCCAAUUCUUUGGAACAAAGCGACAUCACGACAAGUGGCUGAAGGAUACUGAAAGCUAUGUGAUAAAGGGUUGCUUUGCCAUGACUGAGUUGGGCCAUGGAAGUAAUGUUCGAGGGAUUGAAACCAUCACCACUUAUGACACUAGUACUGGAGAAUUUGUCAUUAACACUCCUUGUGAAUCAGCUCAGAAGUACUGGAUUGGAGGAGCCGCUAAUCAUGCCACAUAUACAAUAGUUUUCUCACAGCUCCAUAUAAAUGGGAAAAGUGAAGGGGUUCAUGCAUUCAUCACCCAGAUCAGAGAUGCAAACGGAAAUAUAUGCCCAAACAUACGUAUAGCUGAUUGUGGCCAUAAAAUUGGAUUAAAUGGUGUAGAUAAUGGUAGAAUAUGGUUUGACAAUGUCCGGAUCCCUCGUGAGAACUUGCUCAAUUCUGUUGCUGAUGUCUCUCAAGAUGGACAAUAUCUGAGUGCAAUAAAAGAUCCAGAUCAGAGAUUUGCUGCUUUUCUGUCUCCACUAACAUCUGGUCGAGUAACCAUUGCACUCAGCUCUAUUUACUCAACAAAGAUUAGCUUAGCAAUUGCUAUAAGGUACUCGUUGACAAGACGUGCUUUCUCUGUAUCACCAAAUGGGCCUGAAAUCCUUUUGCUUGAUUAUCCAAGUCAUCAGCGACGACUCUUACCUCUCCUGGCAAAGACAUAUGCUAUGAGCUUUGCAGCAAAUUACUUGAAAGCAGUGUAUGUGAAGAGGACCCCUGCAGCAAACAAAACCAUCCAUAUUCUUUCUAGUGCAUACAAAGCUACAUUCACUUGGCAUGACAUGAAGACUCUUCAGGAAUGUCGUGAAGCAUGUGGAGGGCAGGGCCUGAAGACAGAAAACCGUAUUGGUCAGUUGAAAAGUGAAAAUGAUGUGAAGUCCACCUUUGAGGGGGACAACAAUGUGCUGAUGCAACAGGUCAGUAAGGCACUCCUAUCUGAAUAUAUAGCAGCUAAGAAAAAGAAGAAGCCAUUUAAAGGGUUGGGAUUAGAACACAUGAAUGAUUCUUGCCCUGUAAUUCCAGCUCAACUCUCAAGCUCUGUCCUUAGAAGCAGCAAGUUCCAGGUUGACAUUUUUUGCUUGAGAGAGCGAGAUUUAUUGAACCGUUUAGCUUCUCAAGUAGCAGAGCGUCAAGCACAGGGAGAAAGCAGAGAGUAUGCAUUCCUAAUGAGCUAUCAACUUGCAGAAGAUUUGGCUAGAGCUUUCUCAGAACGAGCAAUACUACAAAACUUUUUAGAAUCUGAGGCCAGCCUAUCUGUUGGUUCACUAAAGAAUGUGUUGGGUCUUUUGAGGUCAAUGUAUGCCAUGGUUAGCUUGGAAGAGGAUGCAUCAUUCCUCCGAUAUGGUUACAUGUCAACUGAAAAUGAUGCUGCUGUGAGGAAAGAAGUGAUGAAGCUCUGCAGUGAACUGAGAUCCCACGCACUUUCUUUGGUCAGUUCCUUUGGUAUUCCUGAUGCUUUUCUCAGCCCAAUAGCUUUCAACUGGAUUGAGUCUAAUUCAUGGUCUUCAGUUCAUAACUAGAUAAGGGCCGACAUAUUUCUCAUGCUUGAAGCAGAAUAGAAAUUGCUUAUAGGCUUGUGUCAAUAAGGUGCCUAUGUUGAUUUUCUGCUUCCAAUUGUUCAAGGCUAAGGCUACUCUACUGUAAAGUUAUACCAUACACUUAAUAAACCCAAUGCUUUAUUGGCAUUAUCUGAAGUAGGCCCAUCCAAAUGGGGGUCUUUCUUGUUCUCUAUUGGUGUUUAUAUGGAAAUUCUGCCCAACUUAUACAGGAUCGUACCAUUGGAAAAAGACAAUAAUGAAGUUUGUUGUGUAUAAUCA